GAGACGGCUGGGUUCAUUGAGAGACUCGGUGCUCGGUGCUCGGUGCUCCACCUUCAACUAACGCAGCAUGACGGCGUGAAGCGACCGGAGACAGAGCCCGUUACCCCCCUCAGAGGAACCGAUCCGGUACUGAUCCGCUACAGGUCCGGUUACUGGUCCGGUUUUUGAUCCGGUUCCUGAUCCAUCGGUUCAUUGAUCACUGACAUCUGGAUCAGUUUGAGGAGACGCCGACAGAAGACCCGCCCAGCAGAGAUGGCGAAGGCCGACCAGCGCUUCGGUCAGAGAGACGGCUCCGACCAGAACUUCGACUACAUGUUCAAGCUGCUGAUCAUCGGUAACAGCAGCGUGGGGAAGACGUCCUUCCUCUUCCGCUACGCCGACGACUCCUUCAGCAACUCCUUCGUCAGCACCGUCGGCAUCGACUUCAAAGUGAAGACGGUUUAUCGCAACGACAAGAGGAUCAAGCUCCAGAUCUGGGACACGGCGGGUCAGGAGCGUUACCGGACCAUCACCACGGCCUACUACCGCGGAGCCAUGGGCUUCAUCCUCAUGUACGACAUCACCAACGAGGAGUCCUUCAACGCCGUCCAGGACUGGGCAACGCAGAUCAAGACGUAUUCAUGGGACAACGCCCAGGUCAUCAUGGUCGGAAACAAGUGUGACAUGGACGAGGAGAGAGUGGUGCCCCCCGAGAAAGGAAAGCACCUGGCCGACCAGCUGGGCUUCGAGUACUACGAGGCCAGCGCUAAGGAGAACAUCAACGUACGGCAGGUCUUCGAGCGCCUGGUGGACAUCAUCUGUGUGAAGAUGUCGGAGCGCGUGGACGUGGAGGUACCGGCGCCUCCCGGCUCCAAGGCCACCAGACUGACGGACAAGCCGGCCCAGCUCCCUCAGAAGUGCUGCUGAUUGACCACAUGUCCACAAGAAGGAAACCUUCCUCCCACUCUGCGUCAGUCUGUGAGCUCACAUUCACCUCAUCCACCCCCCCCCCCCCCCCCCAGCCUCAGGGUCAGAGGUCAGAGGUCAGAGGUCUGAGGGUUUUACUGGAGUCCAGAGUCUAAUGGUCCCAGAGUCUGACUUCACCUUGGUCCUGUUUCAUUCUGUCAAACUGUGUGAACACGUUGGAGCUAAAACCAGACUAGAACCAUCAGAUCCAGGAGGAACAAGUUAGAAAACCACAAACAUGUUGAACCAACCAUUUCUAGAACUUAGAAUGUAAAU
This is a messenger RNA of Mugil cephalus (flathead mullet), 1221 nucleotides long. RefSeq names its product RAB3B, member RAS oncogene family (gene rab3b). The record is from RefSeq and is a predicted model, not a curated record. Bases 253 to 906 code for a protein of 217 amino acids. NCBI's taxonomy places the organism in Eukaryota, Metazoa, Chordata, Actinopteri, Mugiliformes, Mugilidae. Gene Ontology annotation, cellular component: plasma membrane; synaptic vesicle; endosome. The transcript is spliced from 5 exons. Gene Ontology annotation, biological process: protein secretion; protein localization to plasma membrane; regulation of exocytosis. Gene Ontology annotation, molecular function: GTPase activity; GTP binding.